GCAUCGCGCGCCUCGUCCGCGUUGCACGCGCGCACCCUUGCGCGCCCCCUAUCCGCGCUGUCAGCUUCCUGCGCGUGCGCCCCCUCGCGUGCCUCACCCAAUCCUGCUCCGCCUAGGACACCUUCCGCGUCAUCCCACUCGCGCACCGUCGCGCACGCCCUUCCUUCGCCGAUCUCCUCGCGCGCGUUGUGUCGCGCGCCCGCGUAUUCGCUGUAUUCGUGCGCUAUCGCGCGCAUCUCGCCACUGCCAACCUUCUCGCGCGCGUCCUCGCCACCAUCCGUGGCCCGCUCGCCUACCUCGCGCCCAUCCGCAUCCGACACCUCGCGUUCGCCUGUCGCGUGUCCAGCGUGCGUCGCGUCUUCGCCGCCUGACGCCCGCACAUCACUGCCAGCUCCCUUGGCCCGUUCGUCC
Molecule: messenger RNA, 411 nt
Organism: Striga hermonthica
Lineage: Eukaryota; Viridiplantae; Streptophyta; Magnoliopsida; Lamiales; Orobanchaceae
Source: the annotation of a GenBank genome assembly